AUGGAUUCAUCGGCUGUGUUUUUUGCAUUGGCCUUAAUCAUAGGUUAUAUAUUCCUCAGAUGGACAAUCCCUACAGUCCCAGAAACCAAUGAUUUCAACAUAGACAUGUCAACAUUGUCUAAAGACGCGGAUGAAGAAACCACGUCCUCCUCAUUGAGUGGAACAUCGUCUGCAAAAAGUCGAAAUAAAAGACCAGUCACUGAUUCAAUGAUUGAAGUUGUUCAAACAAUUGCUCCUAACUUGACGGUAGAGCAAAUCCGUGCAGACCUAGAGAAGAGUGGAUCUGUAGAAGCAACUAUUGAUAAUUUCAUGGCAAACGGGGACUUGCCACACCCUCGGAACCAAAAAUCGACAAAGGAGGAAUAA
This is a messenger RNA of Lodderomyces theae, 366 nucleotides long. RefSeq lists its product as uncharacterized. The record is from RefSeq and is a predicted model, not a curated record. Gene Ontology annotation, molecular function: ubiquitin binding. Lineage: Eukaryota; Fungi; Ascomycota; Pichiomycetes; Serinales; Debaryomycetaceae. The transcript has a single exon. Bases 1 to 366 code for a protein of 121 amino acids.